Messenger RNA from Aspergillus puulaauensis, 939 nucleotides. RefSeq lists its product as uncharacterized. The record is from RefSeq and is a predicted model, not a curated record. Gene Ontology annotation, cellular component: membrane. The transcript has 5 exons. Bases 1 to 939 code for a protein of 312 amino acids. NCBI's taxonomy places the organism in Eukaryota, Fungi, Ascomycota, Eurotiomycetes, Eurotiales, Aspergillaceae. Gene Ontology annotation, molecular function: channel activity. Gene Ontology annotation, biological process: transmembrane transport.
AUGCCACCUGCACUCCAUCAAGCCAGCUUCUGGCGAAGUGAGCCCGACGACACCUCAGCUGAGCCAAAGGUGCCCACUCCUUUUGCCGGCCGCAUCGGGGCGAACCAGGAGUUCUCUCUCGAUAGGAAUAACUGCAGAGAUAUUGGGCUAUUGCAAAGACACCCGGAUGCAGCACCAUGGGUCCCAUGGAAAGACUCACUCUCUCUGAAGCAAUUGUUUGAGUUGGAAUUGUGGAAGGCAGCUGCAGUUGAAGGGCUAGGGACGUGCUUGUUAGUAUACUUAACUAUCCUCUUCCCCGUGGGACUUACAGAAAAUAUGAAUAGGAACCUCGAGACCGGCCCAGUUGUGCCUAGCUUGAUUGGCAGCUUAAUUGUGAUCUUCAUGCUUCCGCUGUUUAUAUAUACAAUUGGCCCUAUUUCGGGUGGGCAUCUUAACUCCACGAUCACUAUAGCUACCUUCUUCGGUCGUUUAACAACGUUGCCGAGGUGUAUUCUAUACGUCGCAUUCCAGACGUUGGGUUCAGCCAUCGCUGGCUGGCUGGUAAGAGCGAGCCUGGACACGCGAUCUUUCAUAGUCCCAGGUUGUUACAUAGAUAUGUCUAGCGUCUCAGUCGGCAGCGCAUUUGUUAUUGAAUUUGUAACGGAUGUGGCAUUGAUUCUGCUUUCAUUUGGUGUCGGCCUCGACCCUCGACAACGUGGAGUGUUUGGGCCGACUUUGGGUCCUGUUCUUGUUGGGAUCCCACUCGGGGUGUGUAUUUUUACGACAGGCGUUAUUCGUCAAGGAUAUACCGGGUUUUCUGGAAAUCCCGGGCGGUGUUUUGGAGCGAUGGUCGGUUCUCAUUUUUCAUCCUACCACUGGAUACAUUGGGUGGGACCGAUAUGCUCCUCGAUUGCGCAUGGCGUGUUGUACUAUUUCAUCCCGCCAUAUGAGCAGAAGUAG